AUGGCCCUCCGCCCCUCUUCCACGCUGCUGGGACGUGCGCUGCUGCCAUCGCCCUUCUGUCACCAGCCGGUGGCGGUCCCGGUUGUGCCGUCGCUGCGGCACCUUUUGCAGGAGGCGCAGCCGCACGGCGAGGGCAGCCGCGAGGAGGUGGUGGCGGCGCUGCUGGAAAAGCUCCCCGCCCACUGUGAUAGGGUGAAGAAGGAGAUGCUGCACGCAGGCUACGCGAGUAGGUACUACCGCAGUCGCUACGGAAGAGGGCUGGAGACGCGGCGAAAACAACUGCAACAACUGCUGGCGAUGUCAGACGAUGAGGUCCGGCUUUGGGCCCAAAGCCGCUGUGUUCCCGUGCGAGACCCACUGGCGCCGCAAUGA
Molecule: messenger RNA, 372 nt
Organism: Trypanosoma conorhini
Lineage: Eukaryota; Euglenozoa; Kinetoplastea; Trypanosomatida; Trypanosomatidae
Exons: 1
Coding region: 1-372 (123 amino acids)
Source: RefSeq, a predicted model, not a curated record